Molecule: messenger RNA, 1671 nt
Organism: Haemonchus placei
Lineage: Eukaryota; Metazoa; Nematoda; Chromadorea; Rhabditida; Trichostrongylidae
Source: the annotation of a GenBank genome assembly
CUAUGUUGUUUUUACAUCUAUUCGCCCUUUCACGGAUCGAUUUUCUGCAAGCAUAUGAAAACGUGUUCGCAAGUUUGUGGACAUAAGCGGUUGUUUUCAGCUUUAUCUACGAGGGCCAAGGUAUACUACUACUUUAUAAGUGGUAUACGUUGUACUGCUAUUUGUAUUAUACUAUUCCUGUAUAUCUGUUCACUUAGCAACUUAUCAACAGCAUUUAGUCUGCUAGGAAGUCGUGGACUAGGAAAAGCUAUAAAAGCUUCGCCAUUGAUCAAUGACCCAGUGUCAGCAGUAGUCGUGGGAAUGAUGGCUACGGUCGUCCUACAGAGUGCUACCACCACUACGAACGUACUAGUGGGAAUGAUAGCAGCUGAUAUGUUAACUGUGCACGAUGCUAUUCCCGUAAUGAUGGGCUCAGAAUUGGGUGGUACACUGGUUAAUGCGAUUGUCUCUCUAGCGUAUUCAGGAAAACCAGAGGAAUUUCGCCGUGCCUUUGCGGCUGCCACACUUGGCGAUGUUUUCAAUGUCUGCUGCAUCUUCAUUAUACUUCCUAUGGAACUCGCUACAGGUUUCAUCGAAAAGCUGAGUUGGAUAAUCGUGGAUCCAUUAAUCGCUGAACAAGGUAUAUCUCUAAAAACGCUCGACUUGUUAACGGAUCCAGUCAACCGUAUGAUACUGGAGGUGAACGAACCAGAAUUAAGAAACGCGACCAUAGACGACGAUUUCUUUCCACCUGAUCAUUCAUUCGUUCUUCGAUGUGUGUUCAAAAAUGGUUCACGACUUUAUAACUGUCCCUAUAAACACAUUUUUGCCUAUACGUCACUUUCGGAUUCAUUGAUUGGAUGGAUUGUUCUCGUAUUUUCCAUAGCAGUCCUAGUAUUGGUAUUACAGACGCUGCUGAAAGGCCCUUCGGCUAAAUAUGUUCGAGGUCUUCUUGCUAAAGAAUGCCCUGGAAGAUGGAAGUGUUGUACCAGCUACACUGUAAUGCUCGUUGGGCUGAUUAUAACAUUAAUCCAAUCUAACAACAUCUUCUCGUCAGCCCUAACACCACUGGUCGGAUCGUGUGUGAUAACCUUGGGACAAAUGUACCCUCUCAUCUUGGGAGCUAACAUUGGUGGAUCGUUCAGUGCGGUCCUUGCAGCCCUUACUGCGGAUGGAUCUCGCUUUGAGAAGACUUUACAAAUGGCAGUUUGCCAAGUACUUUACAAUGUCAUUGGUACGUUUAUGUUCUUUUUGGUUCCAUGGACGAGGACGUUACCUAUCUAUUUGGCAAGACGUCUUGGCGAAAUAACUGAUCAGUAUCGAUGGUUUAUAGUCGUCUUUAUUCUGCUGUUUUUCGUGCUCAUUCCUGCUAUUGUGGUCGGACUAACGUUACUCCCAGACUAUGUGAUCAUAGUUUUCUUCACAGCAGUAUUCAUCUUCAUUUUGUUGAUUAUUAUAAUCACAACUAUGCAGAAAUAUUGCCCCCAUGCACUACCGUCUCUUCUGCGAUCAUGGCAAUGGGUACCAGUAUAUCUGCGGUCACUUCAACCGUAUGAUCCUGUGAUGACGCCAUUCUUUACAUCCAUUCCAUUCGUUGGCGGAUUUUUCAAAAGUACAAAAGUUGAUAGUCAUAAUAAUUAUAGCGAACCUAUCCAUAAGAUGGUGAAGCUCAGCAAACAAACUCAGGUUUAA